Molecule: messenger RNA, 1332 nt
Organism: Mercenaria mercenaria
Lineage: Eukaryota; Metazoa; Mollusca; Bivalvia; Venerida; Veneridae
Product: fibrinogen C domain-containing protein 1-B-like
Exons: 1
Coding region: 181-915 (244 amino acids)
Source: RefSeq, a predicted model, not a curated record
UGUAAUUCACAAAUUAUAAUAAGUGCUAGGUUUCGGUUUUAAACUCAGGUUAUUCUUAUGUACCUCUAUAAAUACGUGUUAUAACAGAGGUCGAAAUCAGGCGAGUAAAUGAUAAAAUAUACAAUUGUUGUGUAAAGAGAUCUUGUAUGUUCAAUAUUUAUGCGAAUACCUUAAAGAACAAUGGUGGAGUAUACAGUGAUAUUGAUUUUAGUUGUAUGCAUUAUAUCCUGGAUAUUUACUAACAAUUUCUACAAUUAUUUCUAUUCAAAACCAAGAGACUGUCAAGAUGUACAUAGUUAUGGACACGCAGAAACUGGUGUGUAUACAAUAUACCCGGAAGGGACUUUGGGAUUUCCUGUCAGGUGCGAUAUGGAUACUACUUCCGGUGCAUGGACAGUUAUACAACGACGCGUAUCAGCCAGUGACUUUUAUAAAACCUGGAACGAAUACCAGGUUGGAUUUGGCGAUCUGAACGGGAAUUUCUGGCUCGGGAACCAACAAAUUCAUAUGAUUACUAAACAAGGCUGGUAUGAGUUACGUGUAGAUCUAACAAGUCCCGACAACGAAAAGGCUUUUGCCACAUAUCAAGUGUUUUACACCAGUGAUGCCAAGACAGGAUAUGAACUAUUUAUUGAUGGAUAUAACGGCACAGCAGGAGACAGUCUUGCGAUACAUAAUCGAAUGAAAUUUACAACUAGAGACAGGGAUAAUGAUAUUUAUGGGAAUAACUGUGCUGUAACAUUUGUUGGCGCCUGGUGGUAUGAAAAAUGUCAUGAUACAAAUUUAAAUGGGGACUAUGGUAAUACAGAAUAUGCUAAAGGUCCAACAUGGGGUUCUUGGAAAGGGGCAUAUGUUCCUAUGAAGACUACGGAAAUGAAGAUCCGUCGAUGGCAGUCUUGGAAUAAAAAUGUUUAAUAAAAGGAAGCCAGGAAAGACAUAACAUUAUUUUUAUUGCGCUAAAAUACAUUAGCUUCAACUACAAGGCGUUGGAUCAGAUAUUAAAAAGAAACCCCUUCCGGUAUAUUUUACAGUGAAUAGAUCGAAUAUCUUGAUAUAAUAGAAUUUAUAUGUACAAAUAUGACAUACAUUUUUUUUUGCCAAUGCUUAUACUUAAUAAGUUGGAUCUGUCUUCUUGUUUUAAUCCAGGAAGACUUCUUUCGAUUUCUUUUCCUCUAAAGCAUUCUUCAACAUAAUGAAUAUCAUUUGAACUUAUAGUUACAGCAUUACUCAUAUUACUGUCGGUAAAUGUAAGAAACGAAUCGACACGACUUGAGAUCUUUUUAUAUUCUAAGAUAUUAUAUAUAUAUAAAUCAGGUGCUGAAAGCUUCGUGU